Heterocephalus glaber (naked mole-rat) is the source of this 3520-nucleotide messenger RNA. The record is from RefSeq and is a predicted model, not a curated record. NCBI's taxonomy places the organism in Eukaryota, Metazoa, Chordata, Mammalia, Rodentia, Bathyergidae.
GGGAGGCGGACUUCGUGGGUCUGGACAUAGAGUUCACUGGACUUCGUUCUAACCUGUCUGGGCUCCAGCAGAUCAGUCUUUUUGAUUUGCCAUCUGACUGGUAUCUAAAGACCCGACAGAGUAUUCAGCAAUUUACAAUCUGUCAGAUUGGAUUGUCUGUAUUCUCCAGCAUUGAAGGAGAGUCAAACAUGUAUGUAUGUAUAAAGAGCUUUUUCCCAUGUAUAUUUUACAGCUGGCGCCUUCUAGUCAUUCCCCAGGUGUCUGAGUCACUUUGUCUUAGAUGCUCCAUUUUCUCUUCUCCUUCUAGCUCUUCCCUUGUUCUGUCCUCUGCAGAUUCCAGCUUACCCUUCCAGUUUUUCUUCAAGCCUCCUGUGGGCCCUUUCCCCACCACCCCUCCCCUGCAUCUUUCUUAGGUGCUCCUGCUCUCCAUUCAAUGGUCCCUUGUGCAACUCUGUGAAGCAGUUUGCUCACAAGCCCCGGCCAUCAAGAAGGAUGUUCCAUCUAUGGGGACAGGCCAGUGGACCCUGUUUCCCAACGGUGAGAGUGCUGCCUUUUUCCUUUGGCCACCAAUGCCAGGCAGUGACCUUGAAACACUACAGACAUUCAUGUCCUUCCUAAAUGAGAAAAAGAGCCCACUCAAGCCUGCUCUAUGAGCUAGAGUAUAUAGCCCAUUCUUGUAACUUCUUUCUCUUCCCUACAACGUUUGGGAUUUUGGACACAGAAUUCUCUUUCCAGGCAUCUAGUGUUCAGUUUUUGAAUCAAUAUGGCUUCAACUAUAACAAGUUUCUCAAAAAAGGAAUUCCAUAUAUGAAUGAAGAGCAGGAGAAGAAAAUUAAGCAUAGUAUCCUGACAGGGAACUGGAAAGUUCGCAGCUCUCUGGAUAAAGAUCAAAUCAAGGUGGUAAUUAAUGAGGUGACGCGGUGGCUGGACCUGGCUGAGGAAGGUGACCAGAUGACUCUGCCUGGUAUUGCUGGGUUCCAGGCCUUUGAGGUGCAGCUGGUGCUGAGGCAGGCCCUGCCCAACAUCUGGACAGUGUUGAGAGACCGGGGGGUGAUAGUGAAGAAGGUGAGCCAGCAGCAUCGCUGGUACCUUGAGCACGCCUCUGGUGAUCGAGAUAGCUGUUGGAAAGAGCAGAUUCUUCUCUCUGCAAGGGGUUUUUCUGUCUUUUUCCAGAUGUUGGUGCAAGCCCAGAAGCCCUUAGUGGGGCAUAACAUGAUGAUGGAUCUACUGCAUCUCCAUGAGAAGUUCUUCAGACCCCUCCCAGAAAGCUAUGAUCAGUUUAAGCAGAAUAUCCACAAUCUAUUUCCUGUUCUUAUUGACACCAAGAAUGUUACAAAGGAUAUCUGGAAGGAACUGCAUUUCCCUCGGGUUUCCAACCUCUUGGAAGUAUAUGAAGUGCUGAACAGUAACUUGAAUCCCACCAAGGAUUCUGCACCAGUGAUUGUUCAUGGAAACAAAUGUGAAAAAUAUGCCAAGAAAAAGUGCCCCCAUGAAGCGGGAUAUGAUGCCUUCCUGUGUGGGUCAGUUCUUUUGAAAGUGGCACACCUCCUCCUGCAGAGAGUGCACGGCCAUGUUCCCACGUCUGAGCCCUCCUUCCCGCAGUACCUUGAUGUGCUGGCUCCUUACGUGAACCAAGUGAAUCUUAUCCGAGCGGGGGUCCCUAAAAUUAACUUCUCGGGCCCGGAUUUUCCCAGUAUCCGGCCUCCCAUCCUCAUCCUCACUGUCAGGAAGUGGCCUGGGGUGAGUGAGCAGCAAGUCUACGGCGAGUUCCAGAACCUCUGCAAGUUCGACGUCAGACGGCUCACUCAAAGCCAGUUCCUGCUCCUGACCAAUAAGUUUAAGGAUGUCCGCAGUGUCCUGAAGGAGUACAGGUGUCACCCGACCCUGCAGGUCUCCCUGUACCGGUACUGGAGACACUCCCCCAACGUCAACUGCAUGCUACAAGUCUGCAGUGUAGUUGCUGCCUGGGCCUUGCUUGGAUUUCUUCUGGGAAGAUCCAGCCCCUGAGUGCAGCCAGCCUCUGGAAGCCUCUGUCCAUCUGUUGGUCCCCAGUCCUUUCUGGGAUGGCCCUCCUGGAUUUUGUUUCUGUAAAUCAUAUUCUGUUUGCAUGUGGAUCUGCAUGAUCUUUACUAUCAUUUUUGUUGUUUUGAAAGUGAAAUUCUAUAUAUGCUGUAAUUGAUGAAGAAAUCCUUGCAUAUAAUACCUUUGUGUGUGGCCACCACGUCUGUAUCUGCCUGGGAGAAGUCACAGCCUCUGGUGAUUUAAACCAAUGCCCUGGAGUAUCUAGAACAGAUAGUUCAUCAGGAGCCACUCACCAAGUGAGUGAAAGGCGUGUCAUUUCUGGGAAAAAAAUUAAUGACCAACAGCUGUUGGAGAUUUAGGCCAAGAAAGGGCUUUUCUCAUAAAGGAGAAAAGUAAAGUUUGGAAGAAUUAAUGACAUGCACUGGUGACAAUUUUGAUACAUACAGUAUCUGAAACCAUUAAAAUAUUUCUAUUUGUUUUAGAGAUGAAAAAUACCCCCUAGCAGUGAUUAUACCUUGAAAGUCUCCUCCAUGGCCAUCCACACUUUCCCCAGGACGGUCAGGCACUUUUCCUGGAUGAGUCUGAACUCAGCUGGGCUCUCUGCUCAGCUAUGAACUUCACCUGAGGAUUCUGCAAAGCCUUAAAUUUAGUCCAGCAUUUUUCUCUGGAAGAACUGAAAUGUUAAAUUGUGGCAGCUGCCCUAUCUGGAGAGUUUGAAAGCUGAUCUAUCUUUCCUUCAUUCCUUUUCUUUUUUUCUCUUUUCUGUCUUCUUUCUCUCUUUAAUUGAAUCCAGAGCCUUUUCCCUGAGCUACAUCCCCAGCCCUUUUCUGAUUUUAAUUUUGAGACAGUGUUUCACUAAGUCACUAACUUGUCCAGGCUGGGCUCAAACUUAUGAUCCUCCUGCCUCAGCCUCCCAGAGUUCUGGGAUUAUAGGAGUGAGCCUCCACACCCACUUUGAGAGAGCUGCUUUUCUAGCAGUUACAUGUCUGUCCAAGGGGUGUGAGGGCUUCAGUGACUGUCUGAAAUUCAGGGCCGUUUGUAAUCAGAUGACCCCAGCUGUGUCUCCAACAGGUGCAGGGGGUUUGGGUUUUGCUUUGGUUUUUCAAUGAAAGGAGAACUCCUCUCUUCCUGGGCUUUUGGGCCCCAUUGCUAACCUGUAUGGAUCCACUGCUUGUCCAUCUGGCGGGACCAUUUUGUCUUCCCAGGAGAAAGGCCCUGUCACUGCUGACUGUCCCAUGUAGUUCACUGGCACUGGGAGUCUGUCUGUUGUAGAAAUGCCAAGCAGUCUGGGAGCCACCUGCUCCCCAAGCUUCUGGCCCAUUUCUGUGGAAGAAAAUUCCACAAGGGGCACAGGCCCUGGGUCUCCCCUGUCAUGAGUCCACUGAGGUGGCCCACCCAACCCUGCUGUCUGCCCAACCCUGUCCAGCUCUGUGUGCCUGUGUUUUCCAUUCAGGUAUGGUUCCCAUCAUCAUGUGAAUAAAACCAAAGAAUCGGGAAA